Molecule: messenger RNA, 4952 nt
Organism: Sesamum indicum (sesame)
Lineage: Eukaryota; Viridiplantae; Streptophyta; Magnoliopsida; Lamiales; Pedaliaceae
Source: RefSeq, a predicted model, not a curated record
CACGCGUCCAUUCGUUUCUCUAGCCACCAUGACAUAGUAUAAAAUUCAUAGCCAGCCUUACUGUUUAAUGCGCUCGGUGACUGCAUUUCAAUUAUGGGUUUGAUGAAGUUCAUUUGCCCUGAUUCUCCAUACGUGUGGGACCAGAAUGGUGUCUCAGAGUGUUUUGACGAUCUAGUGCUUGGUUUUGGAGUCAACAUACUGACUCUGGUUAUGGUUGUGGUGCUUGCGAUUAUUAAUAGGCGCCAGAAACAAUGGAAGAGGGUAUAUCUUUCAGCAAAUAUUUUUAUCUCCAUUCUUGCUGGUUUUGGAGCAUGCAUCGCAUCCUUUGACAUAAUUAUGCUUUUGAGGAGAAGACUACAUGUGCAAUCCAUUCUAUUUCAUGAAUGGCUGUAUACAUGCUCACAGUUCCCAGUCUGGGUGGCUAUUCUGAUUGUUUCAAGGUGUGGAACUUGGUCGGAUGUCUUGUGCAGUGGCUUCCUGUGUUUUUGGUGGACCAUAAAAUUUCUCCUCAUGAUACCUCGACUUGAAAUAGUUUUUUCUUCGCCUCAGGUUGUAAGAUGGAUUAAGGAGAUCUGUGGGACUAUCACUGAUAUCAUAUUUGGAAUAUUAAUAAACAUAAUCAGAAUGAAGGUUGCAUCUUACAGAAACAGUUCAAUGGUGGACUCACUUCUCCCCUACCAAAGGGAUACUGAAGAACGUCAAUUUAGGGAUUCAGAAAUUGUAUGUAGAAUUUGGCGUGUGAUGACAUUCAAAACCAUUGAUCCUGUGAUGCAACAUGGCGUAAACAAGCAACUUGACUUUGAAGAUUUACUUCAGCUACCUAUUGACAUGGAUCCUUCAUCUUGCCAUGCUCUGCUAUUGAGAAUGUGGGAUGCUCAAAAAGGAAAUAAUCUUAGUGGCCCUUCCUUAUUCAAGACGAUAUGCUUAGCAUAUGGAUGGCCAUAUUUCUGCAUAGGUUUGUUCAAGGUGCUUAACGACUGCCUAGGUUUUGCGGGACCUCUACUUCUCAAUAAACUAAUACGUUUUCUUCAGCAAGGUUCCAGGAGCGUCGACGGUUAUGUCCUUGCAAUAUCCUUGGGCUUGGUAUCAGUUUUAAAAUCCUUUCUUGAUACACAAUAUUCAUUUCGUCUUUCACAACUUAGGCUGAAGUUGAGAUCGAGUAUUAUGACUAUCAUCUACCGAAAGUGUCUUUGUGUAAGCUUAGCAGAGAAAUCAAAAUUUUCCGAGGGAGAAAUUCAAACAUUCAUGUCCGUGGAUGCAGAUCGAAUUGUGAACCUAUGCAACAGUGUUCAUGAUGUGUGGAGCUUACCCUUGCAAAUAGGAGUUGCUCUAUAUUUACUAUACAAACAAGUCAAGUUUGCUUUUGUCUCUGGAGUUGCUAUAACUAUUUUGCUAAUACCAGUUAACAAAUGGAUUGCAAAUCUGAUCGCAAGUGCCACCAAAAAUAUGAUGGAGCAAAAGGAUGAAAGGAUUAGAAAGACAGCAGAAUUAUUAUCUUAUAUCCGUACUCUAAAGAUGUAUGGCUGGGAGCUUCUUUUUGCAAGCUGGUUGACAAAGACAAGGUCCUCUGAAGUCCAAUAUUUAUCAACUAGGAAAUAUUUGGACGCGUGGUGUGUGUUCUUUUGGGCAACAACACCUACUCUCUUCUCUUUGUUCACAUUUGGACUCUAUUCUUUACUGGGCCACCAGCUUGAUGCCGCAACGGUUUUCACUUGCCUAGCUUUGUUUAAUAAUUUGAUCUCUCCUCUAAACUCAUUCCCAUGGGUCAUCAAUGGUUUGAUAGAUGCAGCUAUAUCUACUAGACGAUUGAGCAAGUACCUCUCUUGUCAUGAAAGUGAGUUUGGGCUUGAACAUUCUUCUCCGAUUUUCUAUGAUGAGAAGUUUGAUUCCAAAGAUACUGCUGUCUCCAUCAAUGAUGCAUCUUGUACAUGGUCAAGCUAUGAUGAGAAGGGAUUUGAUCUGGUAUUAGAACAUGUAAAUCUCGUUGUUCCAAAGGGUUUCAUGGUUGCAAUUAUCGGAGAGGUUGGAUCAGGUAAAUCAUCCCUAUUAAACUUGGUCCUAGGCGAGACGAGACUGAUGAAUGGAUCUGUAUAUCUAACUGGAUCCAGAGCAUAUGUACCACAGGUCCCCUGGAUAUUGUCUGGAACUAUCCGUGACAAUAUUUUACUCGGAAAGGACUAUGACCAAAAAAGAUACACAGAAAUAUUACAGGCAUGUAGUCUGGAUCUAGAUAUUUCACUGAUGAUGGGAGGUGACAUGGCAUGUAUUGGUGAGAAAGGGUUUAAUUUAUCUGGCGGACAAAGAGCUCGUCUUGCCCUGGCCAGGGCUCUUUAUCAUGGCUCCGACACAUACCUCCUUGAUGAUGUUCUGAGUGCAGUUGAUGCACAUGUUGCUCGCUCAAUUCUACAAAAUGCCAUUCUUGGCCCUUUUAUGAACCAGAAAACAUGCAUUCUUUGUACACAUAAUAUUCAGGCAAUAUAUGUAGCUGAUAUGGUGGUUGUGUUGGAUAAAGGACAUGUGAAAUGGGUGGGAGGUCCAGCUGACUCAUCAGUUACUUCCUACAUAUCGUUUUUGUCACCAAACGAGUUUAGCACAUUGGCCGAAGGACAAAACAGUAAAAAGUUAUUAAAUAUUUCUGGUGAAUCAGACAAAGCCCAGGAAGUUGAGUGUAUAAGCACUUCUACUGAAGGCCAAGACAUUGUUGAGGUCGAGACCAGGAAAGAGGGAAGAGUGGAAUCAACAGUAUACAAAAACUAUGCUGCAUUUUGUGGUUGGUUCAUAACAGUAGUGACGUGCCUCUCAGCAAUCUUGAUGCAAGCUUCUCGUAAUGGGAAUGAUCUGUGGUUGUCGUUUUGGGUUGACACGACGGGAAGCAGCCUUAGCAAGUAUUCGACCACCUUUUAUCUGGUCAUACUCUGUAUAUUUUGUUUGGUGAACUCGUCCCUGACUUUGAUGAGAGCAUUUUUAUUUGCAUUUGGUGGUUUACGGGCUGCUAUUAGAGUGCAUGAUCAGCUGCUGCAUAACCUUAUUGAUGCACCUGUUAGUUUCUUUGAUCAGACCCCAACUGGAAGAAUAUUAAACAGAUUGUCGUCAGAUCUGUAUACCAUUGAUGAUUCGCUUCCAUUUAUUCUCAACAUUCUCCUCGCCAAUUUUGUGGGUCUCUUAGGAAUCACCGUAGUUUUGUCAUUUGUACAGGUCAUGCUUUUGCUGCUUUUAGUACCCUUUUGGUUUAUGUAUAGCAAAUUGCAGGUAUACUACAGAUCAACAUCGCGGGAAUUGCGAAGACUGGACAGUGUUUCUCGUUCGCCUAUUUAUGCCUCAUUUACAGAGACGUUAGAUGGUUCCUCAACUAUUAGAGCCUUUAAUUCUGUGGAUUUUUUCUUAUUCAGAUUCAUGCAGCAUGUGCAAACAUAUCAGCGGACCUCUUAUACAGAAAUUAUUGCAAGUUUAUGGCUCUCCCUUCGCCUUCAGUUGUUAGCAGCAUUUAUUGUCUCCUUUGUCGCGGUGAUGGCAAUUGUUGGAAUGCACGGACAUCUCCCUGUCAGUCUAGGUACACCUGGGCUGGUUGGGCUGGCUCUAUCUUAUGCUUCCCCAAUUGUAUCAUUGUUGGGAAGCUUCUUGACAAGCUUCACUGAAACAGAGAAGGAGAUGGUUGCGGUCGAGAGGGUUCUUCAGUACAUGGACAUCCCUCAGGAGAAACUGACAGGACAAAGUCUCUCUGAUCCAAACUGGCCAUCUAAAGGAGAAAUACAGCUUCAAAAUGUGACCCUCCGAUAUAAACCAUCCUUGCCCCCUGCAUUAUUUGAUGUUUCUUUUCAUAUCCCUGGAGGAACUUGGGUUGGAAUUGUUGGAAGAACGGGUGCUGGAAAAUCAAGUAUCUUGAAUGUUUUAUUUCGUCUCAACCCAAUUUGUACUGGAUGUGUUCUGCUGGAUGGUUUGAACAUCGCUGGAGUUCCCGUUAGAGAUCUUCGGUCUAACAUUGCAAUAGUUCCUCAGACCCCGUUCUUGUUUGAAGGAUCUUUAAGGGCCAAUUUAGAUCCACUGGAGACGAGCAGUGAUGAGAAGAUUUGGAGCAUUCUAGAAAAAUGCUGUCUCAAGGAGGAAAUAGAAGCAGCAGGUGGACUAGACAGCCAUGUAAAAGAGUCUGGAUCAACGUUUUCAGUCGGGCAACGACAACUUUUGUGCCUUGCACGUGCGCUGCUCAAGUCUUCUAAGGUACUCUGCUUGGACGAGUGCACUGCAAAUGUGGAUACUCAAACAGCUUCCACACUGCAGAAAGCUAUUUCAAGUGAAUGUCGAGGCAGAACUAUUAUCACAAUCGCCCAUCGCAUUUCCACCGUUUUAGUCAUGGACAAUAUCUUCAUUUUGGAUCAGGGGAUUCUGGUCGAACAGGGAAACCCGCAGGUACUUUUGGGUGACGAGUCAUCCAAAUUCUCGAGUUUUGUUCAGGCAUCGGCUAUGUGAUUUCCUAGAGAAUUCUUGUGUCUGAUAGACCGGGCUACCGACCUGAACUAUGCAAGCUCCUGCCGACUGACAAAAACGGAACCGAUAUGCUGAUAGAAUAUGACUGGGAACUACUGGUGGUUAGUGUUCAUCCAUGAAUUUAGGAACUUUAACAUUCUUAGGAGGCAGAGGAAUGAGAAUGAAUAGGACCUUUUAGCUUACAAGUUGAUCAUGAAGAUCCGGAUGAUUCCUAGUUUGCAUGCAUCUUAUUAGUCAUCAUCGAGACACUGUUCUUCACUAUGCGCAUCUACGGUUUGAUGAUGUGAAUGUAACAUUAGCCGUAGUUAACUAGAAUUGAAAUGGCAUGGAAGACGGAAAUAUAUUGAGUUUUUUAGGUCAAAUCCACAUACGGUGCUUUGUGGAUUGGGUGUUUGGAUGACUGUCAUAUUUGAAAAUUUUAAUUCAAGUCGAGUUUGAUUGAAGCUGAACCAAUUAUGUAAUGAGUACAA